GGAUUCUUGUUUUUUCUUUUAUCGCCUGAUCGAUAUGUUUUUGUUUUGAUAAUUGUUUAUCAGCUCCAAUUGUUAUGACGUUCAGCAGUAAUAUUCAUAACUAUAAAUUGCUAGAAAUACAUAAAUAUGGGAAAUUCAAAACGGUCUACAAAGCAAAUUUUUCAAAUAAGUGUUUAGCUAUAAAAAAAAUAUGUUUGGAUCAACCUACGGAAGAUUUAACAACGAUGUGCAAUGAUAUGCUUACUAUGCGUCAGUUUAAACAUCGAAAUAUUAAUACCGUCCUACACUGUUUUCUUUACAAGCAGUAUGCUUAUUCUGUUUACCCAUUUAUGUGUUACGGAGACUGUGAGUUGCUGCUUCAAAAUGUGUUCACUUCUGGAUUUCCGGAGGCAAUGAUAGCACUAAUCUUAAAGGAUGUAUUAUCAGCUCUUUCAUAUAUUCACUCUCAGCAUUUUGUUCAUGGAUCUAUAAGGGCUAAGCAUAUACUUAUAAAUACCAACAAAGCUGUUAUAUCAAAUGUUGGUGAUUGCCAAACUUUAAUUAAUAGAGGCAAAAAAAAAAGUUUUUUAUAUGGAUCUACAGUGGGAAAAGAAGAUCAGCUGUUUUGGACAGCCCCAGAAAUCUUAUUUCAAAACCUUUCUGGUUAUACAGAAAAAGUAGAUAUAUACUCUGUCGGAAUUACAUGCUGCGAAAUGGGAAAUGGGUUUCAACCAUUUAAAGACACAGAACUAACAUACAUGUAUAUUGAAAAAGUUCGUGGCAGUCUAUCUUUGUUAAUGGAAAAAAGCAACAUUCUAGACGACCAAGACUCUGUUUCAUUGGACCGUAAAAUACAACUGUGUUCCCGUGAUUUAUCAAUGAAAAAAGUAUUUUCAGAUAACUUUCUUCAGUUUAUUGAACUAUGUUUAAAUAAAACUCCUUUGUCUCGAUGGACUGCUACCAAAUUAAUGACGCACUCAUUUCUUAAACAAUGUCGGAAUACGAGUUUUUUAGAACAAUUAAAAGGUGUUAACCUUGAUUUUUCCGCACACAAAAUAAGAGAACAUGAACCAGUUUGUAAUGAUGAUGAUGUCAACCCAUUCAAAAUUAAUGAUGAAAAAACAUGGAAUUUUUAAUAGAUACAUACAUAAUUUGUUUUUGUUGGCCAUGAAAUUCAAUAAAACUAAAUUAUCUAUUUA
Messenger RNA from Drosophila ficusphila, 1178 nucleotides. It is a transcript of the gene Stlk, whose product is annotated as putative serine/threonine-protein kinase STE20-like. The record is from RefSeq and is a predicted model, not a curated record. Gene Ontology annotation, biological process: protein phosphorylation. NCBI's taxonomy places the organism in Eukaryota, Metazoa, Arthropoda, Insecta, Diptera, Drosophilidae. The transcript is spliced from 4 exons. The coding region runs from base 75 to 1115 and encodes 346 amino acids. Gene Ontology annotation, molecular function: protein kinase activity; ATP binding; protein serine/threonine kinase activator activity.